Molecule: messenger RNA, 4056 nt
Organism: Mizuhopecten yessoensis (Yesso scallop)
Lineage: Eukaryota; Metazoa; Mollusca; Bivalvia; Pectinida; Pectinidae
Product: short-chain specific acyl-CoA dehydrogenase, mitochondrial-like
Exons: 12
Coding region: 22-1257 (411 amino acids)
Biological process (GO): butyrate catabolic process; fatty acid beta-oxidation using acyl-CoA dehydrogenase
Cellular component (GO): mitochondrion
Molecular function (GO): flavin adenine dinucleotide binding
Source: RefSeq, a predicted model, not a curated record
UUGGAGGUAACCUCUGGCGCAAUGGCGACUGCUAGAACUUUUCUGCGAUACGGGCGGAUUCUCUCAAGAAAAAAUGUGUUUGCUGCUAGUAGACCACUGUCUAGUUUAUCAAGUUUACCAGACACACAUGAGAUGUUAAGACAGUCUGUGAGAGAUUUUGCAGACAAAGAAUUGGUACCAAUAGCAGCAAAGCUUGACAAAGAACACCUGUACCCGGCAGAGCAGGUCAAGAAGCUAGGAGAGAUGGGGUUGAUGUGUGUUGACAUACCCGAGUCGGACGGAGGUACAGGACUGGACUACCUGGCUUACGCCAUCGCUAUGGAAGAGGUUAGCCGAGGAUGUGCAUCCACGGGUUGUAUAAUGAGUGUCAACAAUUCCCUGUACCUAGGACCAGUAAAUAAGUAUGCCACACCAGCACAGAAGGAACAGUUUGUACAUCCAUUCCUUAGUGGUGACCGAGUUGGCUGCUUUGCACUCAGUGAACCAGGAAAUGGCAGUGAUGCCGGAGCAGCCUCCACCGUUGCCAAGCUUGAUGGGGACUCCUGGGUACUCAAUGGAACCAAGGCCUGGAUCACCAAUGGAUACGAGGCAGAUGCUGCCAUAGUUUUUGCAACAACAGAUAAAGGACUCAAGCACAAAGGUAUCAGUGCGUUUUUGGUGCCCAAGCCGACGCCCGGCCUGUCCCUUGGGAAGAAGGAAGACAAACUCGGCAUCAAAGCCACCUCUACAUGCUAUCUCAUUUUUGAGGACUGCAGGAUACCAAAGGAAUACCUGCUCGGGGAACCCGGCAUGGGCUUCAAAAUUGCUAUGCAAACCCUAGAUGCUGGAAGAAUAGGAAUAGCUUCGCAGGGUUUGGGAAUUGCACAGGCAGCAUUUGAAUGUGCUGUUGACUAUGCCCAGAAGAGGGAGGCAUUUGGCCUACCUAUAUCACGCAUGCAGACAAUUCAGUCCAAGUUGGCAGACAUGGCCAUGGCUAUUGAGAGUGCCAGGCUGUUGACAUGGAAGGCUGCUAUGCUGAAGGAUGAUGGCAAACCAUAUAUAAAGGAAGCAGCCAUGGCCAAACUAGCAGCAUCUGAAGCAGCAACCAACGUCAGUCACCAGGCUAUUCAGGUGUUAGGAGGUAUGGGGUUCACGACAGACAUGCCCGCAGAGCGACACUACCGGGACGCACGCAUCACCGAGAUAUAUGAGGGCACCAGUGAGAUUCAGCGCCUUGUGAUAGCAGGACAACUCCUUAAGGAGUACCCCGCAAGUUAACAUGGACAAAAUGAUAAUGAUAAAGUUGUACAUGGACUAAACAUUAACAACAGAAAUUUACAGACAGAUUGCCAACAACAGGGAAUUAUGGACAAAAAACGAGAGAAUUUGGACAGAAUGUAUGCAACUUAUCAAAAUGAUAUAAAAGAUUCAGUGUCUUAUAAAUCAUUUACCAAUUAACAGACAAGGUCCUUGUUUCAAAAACACUCAGUAAGUCCUUUUUUUUGCUUAUGGGAUAUGAUAAUUUGGGGUAAAGAAAAAAUUUAAGGAAAUUUUCCUUAAUUUCAGUAAUGCUUUCGUAUGGAAAAAUCAUUAAAUUAAGGAAUUUCCUAAAAGUAAGAAAAUUUGUGAAACUGGGAUCAGACACAUGUUUAAUGACCAAGUCCAAAACAUUGCAUCUUUGCAAAACACAUUAUAUAGCUUGACAAAUAUGUUUGUUUGUGAAGUGCGAGAGUUGUAAUUUAUCGUGACAGUAUUAACAGCAAUUUGAUAUAAGUUUUUGAUUUUAAGUUUUAGACUCAGUCUGAUAUAUUUAAUGGAUGUUUAUUGUUUUCUGCCCGCAUUUACACAUUUUCAAUUAAACUAUUAUGCAUUUAGUAGAGCAAAUUUUCUCACUGGGUGAAUUCUCUUAAAAGGUUGAGGGGGAAAGACUGGCAUGGCGAAAAUAUUAAGGUAUAUCAAGAAAAUAGUUAACUGAUAUUUGAACUUGAAACAACCACUAUACUUCAAUAAUAGUGGGAGUGAGGAAGAGAGUACUCCGUUAUUGCUAAAAGAACCUUGGUUUUUCUCUCUUUUUUUUCUCCACAAAAAAAAAUAAGGUGGAAUGGGUGAUGUGAGGGAUAUAACUGACAGGAUGUAAUCCGAAAAUGGGAGAUGGUAAUGAUUUCAAGCGCGAAGAUUGGUCUUUAUCAUGUUUUUAGGAUGUUGUUAAUUAAUUACUGUGGAUAUGAAAAUUUCUGUUGAAUUAUUUGUGAUAGAUUUGAAAUGACACUAUUCCUAACUGUUUUUUUAAUUUGGAAAAGAAUUUGUUACAAUGUACUUAAGAUAUACAGGGUAAUUUAUGUGUCCUUUUUUCAUGAUUUUUGCUUUAAGAUAGGGUUGUCAAUGGUUAUCCAGUUACUCAGUCGGAAAACCAUGCACUGGGUUACCAAAAUCAAUAACCGAAUAGUCGGACAUCUAUUUAACCCAUGGGGAGCUCCUUGUUAUAAGGCUUAUACCAAGAAUUUAUCUAUGGAUGAGACCGUUUUUGAGUAUUUGUUAGAAAAGCUAUAAUCAGACUGACCUGUUAGUGUGAUGUUUUUGUUCUCGGUAGUUAAGAUUUAAAAGGAGAUACUGACAACACCUUUUAGAAACCCAAACAGAUUUUAAAAGGGAACCAGAAUGCAGAGUUGUGAAAUACCAAUUUUGUGAGGUAGAAAUCACUUUUAAGAGUGAGGCGUAAAAAUAAUCUCCACAAUCGAAUGAUAUAUCGGUGAAUCAUUUAAAGAGGUGCAAUCAUCUACGGAUAAAUUUGUCCAUCCAACUAUGUUUCUCAAGGACAAUAUCACCGCAUACGAUAUUGAGUAGAAAUACAAUGUAACUUGUUUAUUGUUUGAUUAAAAAAUUGACGGAUUAACCGGUUACUUGAUCGGAAGAUUUUUCAAGUGACCGGUUACUACAAAACUGUAAAACUCGACUGGUUUGACAACCCUGCUUUACAACUGAUUCAGUGUUGCAUGUCUAGCAAUAUACAGAACUAUCAAGACACAGCAGACAUGCCUAGCCAUGCACUGUUGGAAAAGUGUUUUCCAAGUAUGAGAGAACUAUGAGAGAACCAAAACCAGAGGUUUACCUAUUUAUUCCAAAUUGUGCCAUGUACUUUUAGAUAUUGAAACAAGAUGUUACUGUAACAGUGGAACAUGUUUAAUCCGACACCUUGUGAAAUUCAACAUAUUGGUUGGAUUAGACAGAGUGCCGAAAUACAAUGUAUUAUUUGGAACUAUGUAUAAGACAUUGCAUCAAAGCUGCAUGUUUGAUAUGACAGGAUAUCGUAGUAUACGUAUUCAGGUGUUGGAUUACACAGGUUUCACUGUAUUUUUUUUGUCUGCUGAAAGAUUAGAAUCUAAAAUUCAUCCUCAGGUUGUUUAUAUUGUCUUUAUUAUAACUAAUCAAAAUCUGUUUCGAGUCAUACAACUGCUCAAGCAAUUUUUGUGUUGAUUUUCAAUUUAUACGUUAAUUUAGUCAUUAGAUUGUCUAUUAUAAUUGAAUUAAUAUUUUGACAUAAAAAAUGUCAAGUCUCUUUGCAAUUUUGGAAGAUCAGCAUCAUUGAUUAUGAAGAUUCUCAAAAUAUAUCCACAAAAUAUAUUUUUCUCAACUUAGUUGAUAAAUUAUGGUGAAGUGAUAGGAUGGAUUACUUGGGUAAAUGAUAAAAACCUAUACAAUUCUUGUAUAAUGGAAUGUAUAUUUCAUGCUCGAAUCAAUAUAUGUAUUUUACCAAUGAUAAUUCCAAAACUUUCAAAAGAUGGUAUACACUAUGUAUAUACAUGAAAAGUGUAUUUCACUUGGCGAGAGGGGUUUAUUUCAGGUAGCUUGUUUAACAUGUAAAUUAACCAAUCAAUACAAUAUAAUGUUGAUGAGUGAUUUUCUUAUUUUAAUUUCUUUAAUUGCUGUGAAAUUUGGUAUGAGUUACUGAUCUGUUUAUGAAUGUGUAAAAAAGUGUUUUUGUAUGCUUUGGUGGUGCUGAAUAUGUUGAAAAAAGGGAUCAGAGGUAAGAAAUUACAUUUCUUUUAUAAAUUAUAAUAAAAUCAUUUGAAUUUGUAA